AGUUCUGUGUUGGACAGAAGGGCAUGGUCAUGUGGUUAAUACAAGUCAGUUUAUUAGUGCUUGGAGCAGUUCUAUUGGCUGAUGCAGAUUUGUCACAUUCAGGCAAAUGGCUAAAUCCUCGGUCUCCUUGGUCUCCUGGAACGUAUUACUCACAAAACCAAGUGCAUGCUUCUUCCCCUUAUGACUCCAGAAAGACUCCUUGGGGCUAUGGUAGGAUUGAGCCGAACAGGGUCUUGAACAUGCCUCAACCUCCAGUAACGUUCUAUCGUUGGGGCUUUCGUGAGAAAUCAGAUGUAAAUCAUGGGUACAAACGAGAGCAGAAUCCUCUUCAGGAUCGUAAACAACACCUUGCAGAGUAUUAUGUGCAAUCCCCAGGAAGGCAUCCUGCUCAGGAUCCUGUGUCUGCUUCUCCUGAGCUUCCGUCUCUGGUAAGUGGUCCAAACCCACCAGCCUGGAAUCUAGUUCAGACUCCUGUGCCAGAACCUGUGUUGGCACCAGUCCAGGAAUCUGAUCCAAGUCCUCUGCCAGUGCCUGUCCAAGCUCCUGCAGAAAGGAGCAGCCUAAACAAUGUGCCAGUCUGGAUUCCAGUUCAGAGUUCUUUGUUGGUGCCUGCCCAGAAUCUUUCACUGCCAAGUGGUCCAAAUGCAGUAGUGCAGCAUGCCCCGGAUCCAGUUUACACACCUGUACCAGUGCCUCCCCAAAAUUUUCCAUUGCUGAGUGAUCUAAGCACAGGGCUGGGGCCUGCCCAGAAUCCUCAGCUGCCAAGUGGUCCAAGUUCAGUGCUGCAGGCUGCCCAGGAUCCACGUCCUGCAUCUGUGCCUGUGCCUUUCCAGAGUCUUCCACAACUGAGCGAUCCAAGCACAGGCUCUGGGCCUGCCUAUGAUCCUAGCCUCGUGCCAGUGCCUGCCCAGAAUCCUCAGCUGCCAAGUGGUCCAAGUUCAGUGCUGCAGGCUGCCCAGGAUCCACGUCCUGCAUCUGUGCCUGUGCUUUUCCAGAGUCUUUCACAAUUGAGCGAUCCAAGCACAGGCUCUGGCCCUGCCUAUUAUCCCAGUCUUUUGCCAAUGCCUGCCCAGAAUCCUCAGCUGCCAAGUGGUCCAAGUUCAGUGCUGCAGGCUGCUCAGGACCCAAGUCCUGUGCCUUUCCAGAGUCUUCCACAAUUGAGUGAUCCAAGCACAGGCUCGGGGCCUGCCUAUUAUCCCAGUCUUGAGCCAAUGCCUGCCCAGAAUCCUCAGCUGCCAAGUGGACCAAGUUCAGUGCUGCAGGCUGCCCAGGAUCCACGUCCUGCAUCUGUGCCUGUGCUUUUCCAGAGUCUUUCACAAUUGAGCGAUCCAAGCACAGGCUCUGGGCCUGCCUAUUAUCCCAGUCUUGUGCCAAUGCCUGCCCAGAAUCCUCAGCUGCCAAGUGGUCCAAGUUCAGUGCUGCAGGCUGCCCAGGAUCCACAUCCUGUGCCUUUCCAGAGUCUUCCACAAUUGAGUGAUCCAAGCACAGGCUCUGGGCCUGCCUAUGAUCCCAGUCUUGUUCCAGUGCCUGCCCAGAAUCCUCAGCUGCCAAGUGGUCCAAGUACAGUACUGCUGCCAUUCCAGGAUCCAUAUCCUGCAUCUGUGCCUUUCCAGAGUCUUCCACAAUUGAGUGAUCCAAGCACAGGCUCGGGGCCUGCCUAUUAUCCCAGUCUUGAGCCAAUGCCUGCCCAGAAUCCUCAGCUGCCAAGUGGACCAAGUUCAGUACUGCUGCCUGCCCAGGCUCCACGUCCUGCAUCUGUGCCUGUGUCUUUCCAGAGUCUUUCACAAUUGAGCGAUCCAAGCACAGGCUCUGGGCCUGCCUAUUAUCCCAGUCUUUUGCCAAUGCCUGCCCAGAAUCCUCAGCUGCCAAGUGGUCCAAGUUCAGUGCUGCAGGCUGCCCAGGAUCCACAUCCUGUGCCUUUCCAGAGUCUUCCACAAUUGAGUGAUCCAAGCACAGGCUCUGGGCCUGCUUAUGAUCCUAGCCUUGUGCCAGUGCCUGCCCAGAAUCCUCAGCUGCCAAGUGGUCCAAGUUCAGUGCUGCAGGCUGCUCAGGAUCCAAGUCCUGUGCCUUUCCAGAGUCUUCCACAAUUGAGUGAUCCAAGCACAGGCUCUGGGCCUGCCUAUGAUCCCAGUCUUGUGCCAAUGCCUGCCCAGAAUCCUCAGUUGCCAAGUGGUCCAAGUACAGUACUGUUCCCUGCCCAGGAUCCACGUCCUGUGCUUUUCCAGAGUCUUCCACAAUUGAGUGAUCCAAGCACAGGCUCUGGGCCUGCCUAUUAUCCCAGUCUUGUGCCAAUGCCUUCCCAGAAUCCUCAGCUGUCAAGUGGUCCAAGUUCAGUGCUGCAGGCUGCCCAGGAUCCACGUCCUGCAUCUGUGCCUGUGCCUUUCCAGAGUCUUCCACAAUUGAGUGAUCCAAGCACAGGCUCUGGGCCUGCCUAUGAUCCCAGUCUUGUGCCAGUGCCUUCCCAGAAUCCUCAGUUGCCAAGUGGUCCAAGUUCAGUGCUGCUGCCUUCUCAGGAUCCACGUCCUGCAUCUGUGCCUGUGCCUUUCCAGAGUCUUCCACAAUUGAGUGAUCCAAACACAGGCUCUGGGCCUGCCUAUUAUCCCAGUCUUUUGCCAAUGCCUGCCCAGAAUCCUCAGCUGCCAAGUGGUCCAAGUAUAGUACUGCUGCCUGUCCAGGAUCCAUAUCCUGCGUCUGUGCCUUUCCAGAGUCUUACACAAUUACAGAAUCAAAGCACAGGCUUGGGGCCUGCCUAUUAUCCUAGCCUCGUGCCAGUGCCUGCCCAGAAUCCUCAGCUGCCAAGUGGUCCAAGUUCAGUGCUGCAGGCUGCCCAGGAUCCACGUCCUGCAUCUGUGCCUGUGCUUUUCCAGAGUCUUCCACAAUUGAGUGAUCCAAGCACAGGCUCUGGGCCUGCCUAUUAUUAUCCCAGUCUUGAGCCAGUGCCUGCCCAGAAUCCUCAGUUGCCAAGUGGUCCAAGUACAGUACUGCUCCCUGUCCAGGAUCCAUAUCCUGUGUCUGUGCCUUUGCCUUUCCAGAGUCUUCCACAGUUACAGGAUCCAAGCACGGGAUCAUGGCCUGCCUCUGACCUGAGUCUUGUGCCAGUGCCUGCCCAGAAUCCUCAGCUGCCAAGUGGUCCAAGUUCAGUACUGCUGCCUGCCCAGGAUCCACAUCCUGCAUCUGUGCCUGUGCCUUUCCAGAGUCUUCCACAGUUACAGGAUCCAAGCACGGGAUCAUGGCCUGCCUCUGACCUGAGUCUUGUGCCAGUGCCUGCCCAGAAUCCUCAGCUGCCAAGUGGUCCAAGUUCAGUGCUGCAGGCUGCUCAGGAUCCACGUCCUGUGCCUUUCCAGAGUCUUCCACAAUUGAGUGAUCCAAGCCCAGGCUCAGGCCCUGCCUAUGAUCCUAGCCUCGUGCCAGUGCCUGCCCAGAAUCCUCAGCUGCCAAGUGGUCCAAGUUCAGGUUCUCUGCCUGCCCAGGAUCCACAUCCUGUGCCUUUCCAGAGUCUUCCACAAUUGAGUGAUCCAAGCACAGGAUCAUGGCCUGCCUAUGAUCCCAGUGUUGUGCCAAUGCCUGCCCAGAAUCCUCAGCUGCCAAGUGGUCCAAGUACAGUACUGCUGCCUGCCCAGGAUCUACGUCCUGUGCCUUUCCAGAGUCUUCCACAAUUACAGGAUCAAAGCACAGGCUUGGGGCCUGCCUAUUAUCCUAGCCUCGUGCCAGUGCCUGCCCAGAAUCCUCAGCUGCCAAGUGGUCCAAGUACAGUACUGCUGCCUGCCCAGGAUCUACGUCCUGUGCCUUUCCAGAGUCUUCCACAAUUACAGGAUCAAAGCACAGGCUUGGGGCCUGCCUAUUAUCCCAGUCUUGAGCCAGUGCCUGCCCAGAAUCCUCAGUUGCCAAGUGGUCCAAGUACAGUACUGCUGCCUGUCCAGGAUCCAAAUCCUGCGUCUGUGCCUUUCCAGAGUCUUCCACAAUUGAGUGAUCCAAGCACAGGCUCUGGGCCUGCCUAUUAUUAUCCCAGUCUUGAGCCAGUGCCUGCCCAGAAUCCUCAGUUGCCAAGUGGUCCAAGUACAGUACUGCUCCCUGUCCAGGAUCCAUAUCCUGUGUCUGUGCCUUUCCAGAGUCUUCCACAAUUGAGUGAUCCAAGCACAGGCUCUGGGCCUGCCUAUUAUUAUCCCAGUCUUGAGCCAGUGCCUGCCCAGAAUCCUCAGUUGCCAAGUGGUCCAAGUACAGUACUGCUCCCUGUCCAGGAUCCACAUCCUGCAUCUGUGCCUGUGCCUUUCCAGAGUCUUCCACAGUUACAGGAUCCAAGCACGGGAUCAUGGCCUGCCUCUGACCUGAGUCUUGUGCCAGUGCCUGCCCAGAAUCCUCAGCUGCCAAGUGGUCCAAGUUCAGUACUGCUGCCUGCCCAGGAUCCACAUCCUGCAUCUGUGCCUGUGCCUUUCCAGAGUCUUCCACAAUUACAGGAUCCAAGCAUAGGAUCGUGGCCUGCCUAUGACUCCAGUCUUGUGCCAGUGCCUGCCCAGAAUCUUCAGCUGCCAAGUGGUCCAAGUUCAGUGCUGCCUGCUCAGGAUCCACGUCCUGUGCCUUUCCAGAGUCUUCCACAAUUACAGGAUCAAAGCACAGGCUCAGGCCCUGCCUAUAAUUAUCCCAGUCUUGAGCCAAUGCCUGCCCAGAAUCCUCAGUUGCCAAGUGGUCCAAGUACAGUACUGCUGCCUGUCCAGGAUCCAUAUCCUGCGUCUGUGCCUUUCCAGAGUCUUCCACAAUUGAGUGAUCCAAGCACAGGAUCAUGGCCUGCCUAUGAUCCCAGUGUUGUGCCAAUGCCUGCCCAGAAUCCUCAGCUGCCAAGUGGUCCAAGUUCAGUAUUGCAGUCUGCUCAGGAUCCACGUCCUGUGCCUUUCCAGAGUCUUCCACAAUUGAGUGAUCCAAGUACAGACUCUGGGCCUGCCUAUGAUCCUAGCCUCGUGCCAGUGCCUGCCCAGAAUCCUCAGCUGCCAAGUGGUCCAAGUUCAGUGCUGCAGGCUGCUCAGGAUCCACAUCCUGUGCCUUUCCAGAGUCUUCCACAAUUACAGGAUCAAAGCACAGGCUCUGGGCCUGCUUAUGAUCCUAGCCUUGUGCCAGUGCCUGCCCAGAAUCCUCAGCUGCCAAGUGGUCCAAGUUCAGUGCUGCAGGCUGCUCAGGAUCCAAGUCCUGUGCCUUUCCAGAGUCUUCCACAAUUGAGUGAUCCAAGCACAGGCUCUGGGCCUGCCUAUGAUCCCAGUCUUGUGCCAAUGCCUGCCCAGAAUCCUCAGUUGCCAAGUGGUCCAAGUACAGUACUGUUCCCUGCCCAGGAUCCAAGUCCUGUGCCUUUCCAGAGUCUUCCACAAUUGAGUGAUCCAAGCACAGGCUCUGGGCCUGCCUAUUAUCCCAGUCUUGUGCCAAUGCCUUCCCAGAAUCCUCAGCUGUCAAGUGGUCCAAGUUCAGUGCUGCAGGCUGCCCAGGAUCCACGUCCUGCAUCUGUGCCUGUGCCUUUCCAGAGUCUUCCACAAUUGAGUGAUCCAAGCACAGGCUCUGGGCCUGCCUAUGAUCCCAGUCUUGUGCCAGUGCCUUCCCAGAAUCCUCAGUUGCCAAGUGGUCCAAGUUCAGUGCUGCUGCCUUCUCAGGAUCCACGUCCUGCAUCUGUGCCUGUGCCUUUCCAGAGUCUUACACAAUUACAGAAUCAAAGCACAGGCUUGGGGCCUGCCUAUUAUCCUAGCCUCGUGCCAGUGCCUGCCCAGAAUCCUCAGCUGCCAAGUGGUCCAAGUUCAGUGCUGCAGGCUGCCCAGGAUCCACGUCCUGCAUCUGUGCCUGUGCUUUUCCAGAGUCUUCCACAAUUGAGUGAUCCAAGCAUAGGCUCUGGGCCUGCCUAUGAUCCUAGCCUUGUGCCAAUGCCUGCCCAGAAUCCUCAGCUGCCAAGUGGUCCAAGUUCAGUUCUGCUGCCUGCUCAGGAUCCACGUCUUGUGCCUUUCCAGACUCUUCCACAAUUGAGUGAUCCAAGCACAGGCUCUGGGCCUGCCUAUGAUCCCAGUCUUGUGCCAAUGCCUGCCCAGAAUCCUCAGCUGUCAAGUGGUCCAAGUACAGUACUGCUGCCUGUCCAGGAUCCAUAUCCUGCAUCUGUGCCUUUCCAGAGUCUUCCACAAUUGAGUGAUCCAAGCACAGGCUCUGGGCCUGCCUAUGAUCCCAGUCUUGUGCCAAUGCCUGCCCAGAAUCCUCAGCUGUCAAGUGGUCCAAGUACAGUACUGCUGCCUGUCCAGGAUCCAUAUCCUGCGUCUGUGCCUUUCCAGAGUCUUCCACAAUUACAGGAUCCAAGCACAGGCUCUGGGCCUGCCUAUUAUUAUCCCAGUCUUGAGCCAGUGCCUGCCCAGAAUCCUCAGCUGCCAAGUGGUCCAAGUACAGUACUGCUGCCUGUCCAGGAUCCAUAUCCUGCGUCUGUGCCUUUCCAGAGUCUUCCACAAUUACAGGAUCAAAGCACAGGCUCGGGGCCUGCCUAUUAUUAUCCCAGUCUUGAGCCAGUGCCUGCCCAGAAUCCUCAGUUGCCAAGUGGUCCAAGUUCACUGCUGCAGGCUGCCCAGGAUCCACGUCCUGUGCCUUUCCAGAGUCUUCCACAAUUACAGGAUCAAAGCACAGGCUUUGGGCCUGCCUAUUAUCCUAGCCUCGUGCCAGUGCCUGCCCAGAAUCCUCAGCUGCCAAGUGGUCCAAGCACUGGUCCAGCAUCCGGCAUGAGCCCUGACCUGACAAGUAGUCCAAGUGAUGUGCUCUUGACUUCACCUCAGGCCUCGCUUUGGAGUCUAGGUCAGACUUCUGCUCAGUCUCCAGGACUGUCUUCUGCUCAAGCACCUAAUCCCAUGCUGUAUCCAGAUCCUCUGAAGCCCCCCCAAUUGCAAGUCCAUUUACCCACUGAACCCUUAAAGAAGUUACUGUGGCGGUUUCCCAAAGCUCCAGAAAGGCCUAAGCAAUUUCCGGUGCAGUUUAACUUGCGGCAGCCUACCCCAGUCAACAGUGUGGCUGCUGCAUGUGGGGAGAGUAUGGUGCAUGUGGAGGUGAAGCAAGAUUUCUUUGGAAAUGGUAUGCUCGUAAACCCUAGUUCUCUGACGCUUGGAGGCUGUGCAGCAUCAGGACUGGACUCUGCAGCCCGAGUGCUCAUCUUUAACUCUGAACUCCAGGCUUGUGGUAGUGUACUAACGAUGACGGAAGAUUACCUUAUCUACAGCUUUCACCUCCUCUACCGCUCUGAACCUCUGGUUGGUACUUCAAUUGUCCGAACAGGAAGAGUCAAUGUUCAGAUUGAUUGUCACUACUCAAGGAAGCACAAUGUGAGCAGUAUUGCUGUGUCCCCUACAUGGGUGCCGUAUUCCUCUACAGUGGCAGCGGAAGAGCAUUUGGUCUUCACCAUGAAGCUCAUGACUGAUGACUGGCAGUAUGAGAGACCAUCGAAUCAAUACUUCCUUGGCGAGGUCAUGAAGAUUGAGGCAUCUUUGACACAGUUUAACCAUGUACCUCUCCGUGUAUUUGUGGACCACUGUGUGGCAACUGCAGUUCCUGACAUUAAUGCUGUUCCCAGAUACACAUUUAUUGAGAACCAUGGAUGCUUGGUUGAUGCCAAGAUAACGGGCUCCAACUCUGAAUUUAUGAAACGGGUUCAAGAUGAUAAGCUGCAGUUUCAGUUGGAAGUGUUCAGAUUUGAACAAACCAACAGUAGUAUGCUGUACAUCACAUGUUUCCUGAAAGCCUCUACAACUUUACGGAAGACUGAUGCUGAACACAAGGCUUGCUCCUUUGAGACCAAUGGGUGGGCUGCUGCAGAUGGUAAUGACCAGGAUUGUAACUGUUGUGAUGGAGAAUGUGUCUCCAGGAAGGCGAGAAGUGUGCCCACUGAUGAAGAUCAGUAUUUUGAAACGGAAGUCUCUUUGGGCCCCAUCUUGGUUGAGGAUGAUGACCACUUGUUGCAAUGAGUCAAUAGUGUUUCUUAAAAUUUUUAUAAAUAAAUAUGGGGAAAUUUGAA
Molecule: messenger RNA, 8008 nt
Organism: Astyanax mexicanus (Mexican tetra)
Lineage: Eukaryota; Metazoa; Chordata; Actinopteri; Characiformes; Acestrorhamphidae
Product: nascent polypeptide-associated complex subunit alpha, muscle-specific form-like
Exons: 13
Coding region: 24-7958 (2644 amino acids)
Biological process (GO): binding of sperm to zona pellucida; positive regulation of acrosome reaction; egg coat formation
Cellular component (GO): extracellular matrix
Molecular function (GO): acrosin binding
Source: RefSeq, a predicted model, not a curated record